AUGACCGUCCCGCUCGCCUUUCUAGACGUAGCAACCUUGCCAAAAGGUCUUUCUCUCGGAGAACAUUUUAGCAACCUCAUUUCCAAGUCCCCUGUUCAUUCCUUACUUGACUGUCUCGCAUCUGGGGAGACCCCUGCCAUUUUUUCUCCCGACAUUCACAGACCUCCUUUACUGCACUCGGACCUACGUAAUUUUGUGGCUAAUUUCGCGCUACCAUCUGCUGCUCGUUAUGGAGGUCGUCGUGCUCUCGGCAGAAAUGAUCGAAUCAUGGUGGUUUUGCCCUCGGGUCCAGAGAAUGCAUUGGCGCUAUUGGCAUUGAGUAAUUAUCAUUCGUGCGCCCCAGUUAACGCGAGCUGCACCAGACAGGAAUUGAUGGACGAUAUGCGCCGACUUGGAGCCAAGGCAAUUAUCACCACACCUGACAUCGCGAAGCACCUCGACACGAAGUUGAUCCAGGAUGAACUCGAUUGUGAGGUUAUUCUUCUCCACGCACGCUCGACAGGUCCCGCGGGGUUGUUCGACCUUUCUAUUGCAGGUGGCCACCACUCUGCUAUCACUCCUCCACAUCCUUCCGAGGUCCAUGGUCUCGACGACAUAUCACUCAUUCUUCACACAUCCGGUACCAGUGGCAAAAAAAAGGUUGUGCGGUAUUCUCUCCGAACGUUGUUGGUUGGAACUUGGUGUGUGGUACAUUCUUGGAACCUACUUCCAAAUGACAUCAAUUUGAAUAUGAUGCCGCUCUUCCAUGUCGGGGGGAUAGUGCGGAACUUGCUUGCCCCGGUGCUCUCUGGAGGAAGCGCGAUCAUGUGUGCGGGGUUUGACCCCAACGCGUUCUGGCAAUAUGCCUUGGAACUCAGAGCUACCUGGUAUUACGCUGCCCCGACCGUCCACCAUGCAAUUCUUGCAUCGAAGCCAGAUACAAUGGUUCCAUCAAAGGAUCUGCGCAUACGGCUCAUAUGUAAUGCCGCAGGUGGCCUAUUGCCGUCUCUUGCGUCAGAGUUGAAAGAUACCUUUGAUGCUACUGUAUUGCCUUCAUAUGGGAUGACAGAAUGUAUGCCCAUCGCCACCCCUUUGACGAAUUAUAAAUUGGAUCGCCCAGGUUGUUCUGGCAUUGCAUGUGGUCCAUACCUCUCUAUUCGAUUGCCCAAUGAUCUCGAACGUGAAGUUGGUCCGGGGAAAACAGGGGCUGUUUGUGUUCGCGGACUUCCGACAUUCGAUGGCUAUGAGAUUUCACCAGACAUUCAAAUACCCCUUGACACGUCGACCUUCUCUAGCGAAGGGUGGUUUGACUCAGGAGAUGUGGGAUACAUGGAUGAAGACGGGUAUCUAUACAUCACGGGACGGUCCAAGGAAAUUAUCAACAAGGGAGGGGAGGUCGUCUCUCCGUUCGAGGUUGAAGAAGCCAUUGUGACAGCAGCCAAAGAUUAUGUGAAGACCGCCUUAGCGUUUUCUGUCGACCACGAUGUCUUGCAGGAGACUAUUGGAGUGGUUAUUGUGCCCGAUCAGAGUCAACCGCGCGUGGGUUUACGCCAGUUGCAUGAUAUGCUCAAAAGAGGUCAUCUACAUCCUUCAAAGUGGCCUUUUGCCAUAGUAUUCAUGGACGAUGUGCCCAAAAAUAGUGCUGGGAAGCCUCUCCGCAUAGGGUUAUCGAAACGUUUGGGGAUCGGUCAACUGACUGACGACCACUCUAUUCUCAGUCGACAUUUCGAAGCCGUUGCACCGCCGAUUACGCAGUCAAUCCAUAGUCCAAUCCCAUGCUCCACAGUCUCAGUUGAUCCUAGUGUUGUCGACAGUGCUUUCCGAAACAUCCCUAAGGUUGUCGACUUCGCCGUGGAGCACCAUUCCGACGGCUCACUAGAUGCGUAUAUUUCUGUUGAGCCGACCUGGUCAUUCUCGGCGAAUGAGGUGAAACAGUUAGUCACUCCUCGUUUGCCCGGUUACUCGAUUCCAAACCAAAUUCACAUCGUCAACGGUCCUCUUCUUCGAGAUGGCUCUGGUUCUCAUGACUUCAGGGCAAUGGAAAGGCAAGCAGCGAAAUCUGCAAAUAUCCAGAUGACGAAGCGGCAGAUGCUUGUGCGGGAUAUUGUAGCAGAGCUCCUCAACAUCGACCCUACCCAUAUCCAUACUGGCUCCGACUUUUUCCUUCUUGGUGGCAACUCACUUCUCCUCGGAAAACUAUCACACAGUGUCAGGCGCCAGUCUGGAAUUAAUAUUGGAAUUACUGAGCUCUUUAGCGAAAGCACUAUUCAUGGCAUUGCUGCAUUGUUGGAAGAACGGGAGGCCGCAAACGCGGAUACGGAUACGGAAACAAAGGCACAUGGUGACCAGGAGAAAGUCAAGGACCCUAACACUCGUAAUUCGUCCACCACAGCCUUUGGAGAUGAUUACGAUUUCGAACAAGAUGCUGAAUAUGCUGAAACUAAAAGGUCACGAAGUCAGGACCAUCCUCUAUGCCUCAUUGUUCAAGCCAUUCCUUUUGUCUUUUUCUAUCCACUGAAGACAGCCUGGACCUGGUCUAUGCUAAUUUUUAUGUUGUCCUAUUUGGCACCGUUGAUUAACGGGACAUAUUGGGAACGAAUGGUGGCAUUGUUGACUUCAAUCCUGGUUGCGAGAGUUACAGCACGUAUCGUCUGUCCUCUUACUUCCAUCCUUUUCAAGUGGAUUGUCAUCGGUCGGUACAAACCUGGAACCUAUCAGACUUGGUCGACCUACUACCUCCGGUGGUGGAUUGUCAACCAAAGCAUCAGAAUAUCUGGAAGGGGAAUUUUCGCUCUACAUCCAUCAUUGACAACAUUGUACUAUCGUCUGCUAGGCGCGAAGAUUGGAAAGGAUGUUCAUAUUGACGAAGACACUAAAUUAUUCGAGUGCGAUCUCCUUGAUCUUCGAGACGGCUGCCGCCUUCAGACAUCCACCAUACGCGGCUUUGCUGUUGAGAGAAAUGGUUACUUCACCCUUGCACCUGUCACGAUCGGACGCAAAGCUUUUGUUAACCAGUACACACACAUUGCGCCAGGCUCUCUUAUUGAUGAUGGCUCGGUAUACGGGCCUCACGCUUCUUCAUACGACGACCCCUCUCCCAGAUCUUAUGCCGCUUAUAACGGCACUCUGUUGGCCAAGCCAUCGCUAAUCUUGCAGAUGCUUAUCGCGUGGCCCAUAAUUCUGAUCGUUGUAUUCCUGUCAUAUGUACCCUGGAUGGCUGCUAUUUUUGUAAUGGUCAACCAAACGCAUAUCACUCGUGCAGGCCUGAACGACUUGGAAUCAGUCAUUUAUUGGUUUGCAACUCCUAAACGAGUGUUAUUCCAUGCCUUGUCCCGGAUUGUUCGAGCCCUCCUGAGACCCAUUAUCAGGGUUGCACUUGGUAUAAUGGUUAAACGCUUGUUAGGCCUUAACUCCGAGACUACAUCCUCCCGCGAUUCUCAGUUGGUGCUUCUAAGGCGAUAUAUAAACUCCAUUUUAUUGUCCCAAUCGGAGCUCAAGGACGCAUUUUCAAUUGUUGGCACGCAUUACGAAGUGGUUUCUAUGGUAUACAGAGCAAUGGGUGCCAAAAUCGGGAAACGCAUUUAUUGGCCUGGCUCAGGCAUUGCAUGCAUGGACCCGGAAUUGCUGGAAAUUGGUGAUGAUGUUGUUUUUGGUUCACGAUCUGCGCUCGUAACGACGGAUCGUCUUGGAUCUGGGAAAAUUGUGAUCGAAAGUGGAGCAAUGGUAGCCGACCGAGUAGUUUUAUUGCCCGGAACGAAACUAGGGCGUCGGGCAGUGAUGGGCUCCGGUUCUCUAGGAAAGCGCAACGCGGAAUACCUCCCUGGUUCAACGUGGAUGGGCAAUGACAAGGGCGAAGCUGUAUGUCUCGUCAAAGGCUCCAAAGAAGCAGGCAGUGGGGACACUUCCACACCUUUUGGACGGGCAUUCUACCAGAAAAAGGCAAAUUACUUCGUUUUCCCAUAUACGAUGAUUCUUGCUAUAAGUGUCAUUAUGACCGCCGUGUCAGCAGCGUACUGGUCCAUCAGCGCCGUAGGGGCAGCGCAAGUGCUCAAGGAUGCUCGAAUUCAUCGUUUCCACGUCUUCCGACCUCGCUGGUACUUGUUCGGGGUCAUCUAUGGAGUCAUUUCUGUCUGUUUUAUUGUCAUUCUCACGGUUCAGGGGUUAUUCUCUAUCAUAUGGGUUAUUGUAGCCAAGUGGCUCAUCAUCGGGAGACGUCGCCCUGGAAGGUACGAUUGGGAUCAAAGCAGCUACUGCCAACGAUGGCAACUUCACUUGGUCGUUUCUCGCCUCAUGUACAAAGGAUAUGGCUAUGGUGGUGUCCUUGCGCCUCUAGCGGGUUCUGCCUACAUUGUAUGGUAUUUCCGGGCAUUAGGUGCCGUAAUUGGCGACAAUUGUGCAAUUUGGGCUGGCGGACGCCCAGGUCUAAUGACAGAGCCCGACCUCGUCGAGCUUGGCGAUGAGGUAAAUUUGGAUGACUGUUCUGUCGUGGCGCAUAUCAAUUCUCGAGGAAAUUUCGCACUGAAUAGACUCAAGAUCGGAAACCAGUGUGCUAUGCGGUCGGGCUCGCGGCUACUAUCCGGGGCCUCGAUGGAGGACAGCAGUAUGCUCUGCGAGCACACUCUUCUUACGUCCGGGGACGUCGCCGACGCCGGUGUAGCGUACUACGGCUGGCCAGCGAAGAGGCUGGAGGACGCAGCGGAUUCAAAUGCAGGGGCUGUAAAACCUGCAUUCCUGACAUGCCCCAUAUGCCGGCGUUUUCCCAAAGACAGCGCAGUUAGUGGAUGUGGGCAUCUCUUCUGUCACAGGUGA
This is a messenger RNA of Psilocybe cubensis, 4788 nucleotides long. RefSeq lists its product as uncharacterized. NCBI's taxonomy places the organism in Eukaryota, Fungi, Basidiomycota, Agaricomycetes, Agaricales, Agrocybaceae. The record is from RefSeq and is a predicted model, not a curated record. Gene Ontology annotation, molecular function: phosphopantetheine binding; medium-chain fatty acid-CoA ligase activity. The coding region runs from base 1 to 4788 and encodes 1595 amino acids. Gene Ontology annotation, biological process: fatty acid metabolic process. The transcript has 17 exons.